This is a messenger RNA of Pomacea canaliculata, 1939 nucleotides long. Its product is annotated as ATP-dependent (S)-NAD(P)H-hydrate dehydratase-like. The record is from RefSeq and is a predicted model, not a curated record. Gene Ontology annotation, molecular function: ATP-dependent NAD(P)H-hydrate dehydratase activity. The transcript is spliced from 11 exons. Bases 90 to 1520 code for a protein of 476 amino acids. Lineage: Eukaryota; Metazoa; Mollusca; Gastropoda; Architaenioglossa; Ampullariidae. Gene Ontology annotation, biological process: metabolite repair.
AGCGAAGUGUAAAUAAAGCCAGUAGCCACACUUGUAACUGUCUCGUAGAGCGCUUUGUGUGCUUUGCCAGCUCAAAGUUUUUAUUUACAAUGGCAUAUACUGACAUAUAUGUAGGAGCGACAUUUUAUUCUUUUAAGAAAUUUGACAGAGCAUUUAAAGAUUACUGUGCGCAUACACACCAACGAUUUGUCAUAGGAGGCAGCUCUAAAGUCAGAACCUUGAACAACCGCUUGAAACGGUUAAAUGAGGUCGAACAGAAGCCACUCUACCCUGAACAUUUGCUGUACAGUUAUGUUAUGUACCGAUGUAUUCGACAAGGUGUGCUCAAAUCAACCUCGAAAGGUUUAAGGAAAAGAACCUCUUACAGGAGUGGAUGUGAAGCACAUAUGUACUUAAAGGGAGACCGUUUCAAAGGAUGUCUUGAGAUUCUACGACUGGUAACUGAACACAAUCAUCCAAUAGGACCUGAUGUUUCAUAUAAAAAGUCCCCGAGAAUUAGAGAGCUGCAACGCAAUGGGUCUUCAAAGAAAAAGCUCAAUUCAAUCUUGGACCCGGUCCCAGAUUUGCAAAGUAAUAAAUCAGUUGGGAACAGCAUUGGCGUAAGUGAACUGCAGGCUACAGUAAAAGAAAUAAUCCCUCCACUAACCAGCAAUCUCUUCAAGGGACAGGCUGGAUGUAUAGGCAUCAUUGGAGGUUGUCAAGAAUAUACUGGAGCUCCAUACUUUGCUGCUAUCUCAGCACUGAAAGUGGGUGCAGAUGUGUCACAUGUCUUCUGUACAAAAGAUGCAGGAAUCAUCAUCAAAUGUUAUAGUCCAGAUCUCAUUGUUCUCCCUAUAUUAGACCAUUCUACAGCUUUGACAGAGUUUGAAAAAUGGUUACCAAAACUACAUACUCUUGUUGUUGGUCCUGGCCUGGGACGAGACCAGCAAGUCCUUGAGACAGUUACCUCGGUGAUUCUUAAAGCCAAGUCAAGGGGAAUACCACUGGUAAUAGACGCAGAUGGCUUGUUUCUUAUAACGGAGACCCCAGAGUUGAUUACAAACUAUCAGAAUACACUGCUUACCCCAAAUAUCAUAGAAUUCCAGACACUUUUUGAGAAGAUGGUAGGGGACAGACCAUGUCAGACUGAUGAGCCAUCUAAUGUGAAACUGCUUGCACAAUGUCUAGGAAAUGUCACCAUUCUUCGAAAAGGCAGUGAUGAUAUUAUCUCUGAUGGAAGUACAGUCAUCAUGUGUAGCACAGAUGGGAGUCCUCGGCGAUGUGGGGGUCAAGGUGAUGUGUUGUCAGGAGUUGCUGGUGUUUUCUUUAACUGGGCUCUUAGUUAUCAUAACUCCAAAACAAAACUCAUCCAGCAAAGGCCAGAUGCUAUUCUUGGGCCUGGUGUCCUUGCUGCUUUCAUGGCAUGCCGACUGACAAGAGAAUGCAGCAGGCUUGCUUUCGCUGUGCAUGGUCGAUCAAUGACUGCCACGGACAUGCUGGUCAACAUCCAUGCUGCAUUUGAGGGGAUGUUCUUGAACUAAUGUUUUUGUAAAAUUAACUCAUUCGGUAUUGUUUUUGACAUUGGUGUGUGCAUGGGCAGUAAGUUCGGCUAUUCUAGUAAUUUUAUGAGUCAACGUUUUGUUAGAUGGAGGAAAAAGGUGUGAGUGAAGGAUUAGUUCAUCUGUAUGAAUAUAUUUUUAAUAAUCUUUAUAUUAUUGCAAUGUUGCAAUUUUUUAUCUUCUUAAAUAUGAACGCGAUAAAUGGAAACAUUUUAAAAAAGUGUUAUGCAUCCUAUAAAGACACUCUACCGGUCUUAAUUUUAGCCAAAAUAUAAAUAUGUAUACUUUAGUUGAUUAUAGUUAAUACAUAUCAUAAAACGUUUCAGACAAAAGAUGAAUUGUAUAAAUUUGUCUUCAGCUGUUGCCAAGAUUUAUGUGUCAAUAAAUUAUCUUUUAUAAAA